CUUCCUGGCGUGGAAUUCCUGUCACAGGCCCGAGUUAUUCCAGGUUCCACCGCCUGAACAUCCCCUGACGGCAGCGUAAGUCGGCUGAGACUCCUCACUGAGCCCGAACCUACACCUCCCCUGCUGUGGCCUUGCCCGGCGCCCCGAGAGUGACUUUGUCUGACUUCUUCCCGGUGGCGCGCCGGGCCGCCGCCGCAGCGUCGUUGGCGCCAGUGCAUUGGGGCCGCCGCGCGCGCCCAGGUGCGGGCCGCGUUACCUCCGCAGACGCGGGAGAGCGAACGAGCUGCGCGGGCCCAGGACCCUCCCUCUCCCGGUCGUCCGGCGGGCGCGUUCGCCUUUUCGUGUGAUAGUCAUCGGAGACUUUUCCGUUACAGCAGGCUCAACAAAAGAUUGUAAUUCCAGCAGCUCUCUUUGGGAAGGCACCACCGCGGCUCGGGCCGGCGGCGAGGCCAGGGCCCGGCCCGGGGGCGGCGGCUGCCGGGCGGCGGGGACGGCCGCGGGCCGUGCGGGGCCGGCAGGGGGCCGCGGGGCCGGCCAGGCUCCCCCGCGCCCCUCCUCGUGGUACGGCCUGCGUUUCCUCUACAAUGCUGUUAUGCUAAUCGGGUGACAUCACCGCCCAGCACACGGCGAGUGGCUCCUGAUAAAAUUACAAACCGGCGGCCGCCGCGGGCAGCCGGGAAGAGGUGUGCGUGCUGCGCCCGCGAGCUCCCGGGCUCGGCAACCGUGGCGUGCUUAGGAUUGGCCAUAUUUAAAAAUUCUUUAGUAGAACCUGCGACGCCUCUGUGCUUCUCUCCCUCCUUUCCUCAGUAGUUUAUUUCGGGCUUCCAGGCGAGGGCCACGGAAGGAGAGGAAGCUCCAAGGAAUUAGAUGCCUGUGUGGUAACUCCUUGCCGGGCUAAGGCGGACUCUUCCUGCAGCCGACUACCUAUCAGACCACCCGCUGGGCUUGCCGACCGGGAUGGGGCUCGCCUGAGGAGCCGAGCGCUGCGGAGGCUGCUGCGUGUUGGAUGGGACUGGGAGAGGGCUGGAGCGGGAUUUCCAGGGCGCAGUCUGCGGGGUGUUACGCCGGGCAUAAUGGAAUUGCAGAGGACGUCUAGCAUCUCCGGGCCGCUGUCGCCGGCGUACACGGGGCAGGUGCCUUACAACUACAACCAGCUGGAAGGCAGAUUCAAGCAGCUCCAAGAUGAGCGUGAAGCCGUGCAGAAGAAGACCUUCACCAAGUGGGUCAAUUCCCACCUUGCCCGAGUGUCUUGCCGGAUCACAGACCUGUACACAGACCUUCGAGAUGGACGGAUGCUCAUCAAGCUGCUGGAGGUCCUAUCUGGAGAGAGGCUGCCUAAACCCACCAAGGGACGAAUGCGCAUCCACUGCCUAGAGAAUGUGGACAAGGCCCUUCAGUUCCUGAAGGAGCAGAGAGUCCAUCUCGAGAACAUGGGGUCCCAUGACAUCGUGGAUGGAAACCACCGGCUGACCCUUGGCCUCAUCUGGACCAUCAUCCUGCGCUUCCAGAUCCAGGAUAUCAGUGUGGAAACUGAAGACAACAAAGAGAAGAAAUCUGCCAAGGAUGCAUUGCUGUUGUGGUGCCAGAUGAAGACAGCUGGGUACCCCAACGUCAACAUUCACAAUUUCACCACUAGCUGGAGGGACGGCAUGGCCUUCAAUGCACUGAUACACAAACACCGGCCUGACCUGAUAGAUUUUGACAAACUAAAGAAAUCCAACGCACACUACAACCUGCAGAAUGCAUUUAAUCUGGCAGAGCAGCACCUUGGCCUCACUAAACUGUUGGAUCCCGAAGACAUCAGCGUGGACCACCCUGAUGAGAAGUCCAUAAUCACUUACGUGGUGACUUAUUACCAUUACUUCUCUAAGAUGAAGGCUUUGGCUGUUGAAGGAAAACGAAUUGGAAAGGUCCUUGACAAUGCUAUUGAAACAGAAAAAAUGAUUGAAAAGUAUGAAUCACUUGCCUCUGACCUUCUGGAAUGGAUUGAACAAACCAUCAUCAUUCUGAACAAUCGCAAAUUUGCCAAUUCACUGGUUGGGGUUCAACAGCAACUUCAGGCUUUCAACACUUACCGCACUGUGGAGAAACCACCCAAAUUUACUGAGAAGGGGAACUUGGAAGUGCUGCUCUUCACCAUUCAGAGUAAGAUGAGGGCCAACAACCAGAAGGUCUACAUGCCCCGGGAGGGGAAGCUCAUCUCUGACAUCAACAAGGCCUGGGAAAGACUGGAAAAAGCGGAACAUGAAAGAGAACUGGCUUUGCGGAAUGAGCUCAUAAGACAGGAGAAACUGGAACAGCUCGCCCGCAGAUUCGAUCGCAAGGCAGCUAUGAGGGAGACUUGGCUGAGCGAAAACCAGCGUCUGGUGUCUCAGGACAACUUUGGAUUUGACCUUCCCGCAGUUGAGGCCGCCACCAAAAAGCACGAGGCCAUUGAGACAGACAUUGCCGCAUACGAGGAGCGUGUGCAGGCUGUGGUAGCUGUGGCCAGGGAGCUUGAGGCUGAGAAUUACCACGACAUCAAGCGCAUCACAGCGAGGAAGGACAAUGUCAUCCGGCUCUGGGAAUAUCUACUGGAACUGCUCAGGGCCCGGAGACAGCGGCUCGAGAUGAACCUGGGGCUGCAGAAGAUAUUCCAGGAAAUGCUCUACAUUAUGGACUGGAUGGAUGAAAUGAAGGUGCUAGUAUUAUCUCAAGACUAUGGCAAACACUUACUUGGCGUGGAAGAUCUAUUACAGAAGCACACCCUGGUUGAAGCAGAUAUUGGCAUCCAAGCAGAGCGGGUGAGAGGUGUCAAUGCCUCCGCUCAGAAGUUCGCAACAGAUGGGGAAGGUUACAAGCCCUGCGACCCCCAGGUAAUCCGAGACCGCGUGGCCCACAUGGAGUUCUGUUAUCAAGAGCUUUGCCAGCUGGCGGCUGAGCGCAGGGCCCGUCUGGAAGAGUCCCGCCGCCUCUGGAAGUUCUUCUGGGAGAUGGCAGAAGAGGAAGGCUGGAUAAGGGAAAAGGAGAAGAUCUUAUCCUCUGAUGAUUACGGGAAAGACCUGACCAGCGUCAUGCGCCUGCUCAGCAAGCACCGGGCAUUUGAGGACGAGAUGAGUGGCCGCAGUGGCCACUUUGAGCAGGCCAUUAAGGAAGGCGAAGAUAUGAUCGCAGAGGAACACUUUGGGUCAGAGAAGAUCCGUGAGAGGAUCAUUUACAUCCGGGAGCAGUGGGCCAACCUGGAGCGACUCUCAGCCAUUCGGAAGAAGCGCCUGGAGGAGGCCUCCCUGCUGCACCAGUUCCAGGCGGAUGCUGAUGACAUUGACGCCUGGAUGCUGGAUAUCCUCAAGAUUGUCUCCAGCAGCGACGUGGGCCACGACGAGUAUUCCACACAGUCUCUGGUCAAGAAACACAAGGACGUGGCGGAAGAGAUCGCCAAUUACAGGCCCACCCUUGACACGCUGCACGAGCAAGCCAACGCCCUCCCCCAGGAGCAUGCCGAGUCUCCAGACGUGAGGGGCAGGCUGUCAGGCAUUGAGGAGCGGUAUAAGGAGGUGGCAGAGCUGACGCGGCUGCGGAAGCAGGCACUCCAGGACACCCUGGCCCUGUACAAGAUGUUCAGCGAGGGUGAUGCCUGUGAGCUCUGGAUUGACGAGAAGGAGCAGUGGCUCAACAACAUGCAGAUCCCAGAGAAGUUGGAGGACCUGGAGGUCAUCCAGCACAGAUUUGAGAGCCUAGAACCAGAAAUGAACAACCAGGCUUCUCGGGUUGCAGUGGUGAACCAGAUUGCACGCCAGCUGAUGCACAGCAGCCACCCAAGUGAGAAGAAAAUCAAAGCCCAGCAGGACAAACUCAACACGAGGUGGAGCCAGUUCAGAGAACUGGUUGACAGGAAGAAGGAUGCCCUCCUGUCUGCUCUGAGCAUCCAGAACUACCAUCUCGAGUGCAACGAAACCAAAUCCUGGAUUCGGGAAAAGACCAAGGUCAUCGAGUCCACCCAGGACUUGGGCAAUGACCUGGCCGGCGUCAUGGCCCUGCAGCGCAAGCUGACCGGCAUGGAGCGGGACUUGGUGGCCAUUGAGGCAAAGCUAAGUGACCUGCAGAAGGAGGCGGAGAAGCUGGAGUCCGAGCACCCCGACCAGGCCCAGGCCAUCCUGUCUCGGCUGGCCGAGAUCAGCGACGUGUGGGAGGAGAUGAAGACCACCCUGAAAAACAGAGAGGCCUCCCUGGGAGAGGCCAGCAAGCUGCAGCAGUUCCUGCGGGACUUGGACGACUUCCAGUCCUGGCUCUCCAGGACCCAGACAGCAAUCGCCUCAGAAGACAUGCCCAACACGCUGACUGAGGCUGAGAAGCUGCUCACACAGCACGAGAACAUCAAGAAUGAGAUUGACAACUAUGAGGAGGACUAUCAGAAGAUGAGGGACAUGGGCGAGAUGGUCACCCAGGGGCAGACUGAUGCCCAGUACAUGUUUCUACGGCAGCGGCUGCAGGCCCUGGACACUGGAUGGAAUGAGCUCCACAAGAUGUGGGAGAACAGACAAAAUCUUCUCUCCCAGUCACAUGCCUACCAGCAGUUCCUCAGAGACACGAAGCAAGCCGAAGCCUUUCUUAACAACCAGGAGUAUGUUCUGGCUCACACUGAAAUGCCUACCACCUUGGAAGGAGCUGAAGCAGCAAUUAAAAAGCAAGAGGACUUCAUGACCACCAUGGACGCCAACGAGGAGAAGAUCAACGCUGUGGUGGAGACUGGCCGGAGACUGGUGAGCGAUGGGAACAUCAACUCAGACCGCAUCCAGGAGAAGGUGGACUCUAUUGACGACAGACAUAGGAAGAAUCGUGAGACAGCCAGUGAACUUUUGAUGAGGUUGAAGGACAACAGGGAUCUACAGAAAUUCCUGCAAGAUUGUCAAGAGCUAUCUCUCUGGAUCAAUGAGAAGAUGCUUACAGCCCAGGACAUGUCUUACGAUGAAGCCAGAAAUCUGCACAGUAAAUGGUUGAAGCAUCAAGCAUUUAUGGCAGAACUCGCAUCCAACAAAGAAUGGCUUGACAAAAUCCAGAAGGAAGGAAUGCAGCUCAUUUCAGAAAAGCCUGAGACAGAAGCUGUGGUGAAGGAGAAACUCACUGGUUUACAUAAAAUGUGGGAAGUCCUUGAAUCCACUACCCAGACCAAGGCCCAGCGGCUCUUUGAUGCAAACAAGGCUGAACUUUUUACCCAGAGCUGUGCAGAUCUAGACAAAUGGCUGCACGGCCUGGAGAGUCAGAUUCAAUCUGAUGACUACGGCAAAGACCUGACCAGUGUCAAUAUCCUGCUGAAAAAGCAACAGAUGCUGGAGAACCAGAUGGAAGUGCGGAAGAAGGAGAUCGAAGAGCUCCAAAGCCAAGCCCAGGCCCUGAGUCAGGAAGGGAAGAGCACCGACGAGGUGGACAGCAAGCGCCUCACUGUGCAGACUAAGUUCAUGGAGUUGCUGGAACCCUUGAAAGAGAGGAAGCAUAACCUGCUGGCCUCCAAAGAGAUUCACCAGUUCAACAGGGAUGUGGAGGACGAGAUCUUGUGGGUUGGAGAGAGGAUGCCUUUGGCAACUUCCACGGAUCAUGGCCACAACCUCCAGACUGUGCAGCUGUUAAUAAAGAAAAACCAGACCCUUCAGAAAGAAAUCCAGGGGCACCAGCCUCGCAUUGACGACAUCUUUGAGAGGAGCCAAAACAUCGUCACAGAUAGCAGCAGCCUCAAUGCUGAGGCCAUCAGACAGAGGCUUGCCGAUCUGAAGCAGCUGUGGGGUCUCCUCAUCGAGGAGACUGAGAAACGCCACAGGCGGCUGGAGGAAGCGCACAGGGCCCAGCAGUACUACUUUGAUGCUGCUGAGGCCGAAGCCUGGAUGAGCGAGCAGGAGCUGUACAUGAUGUCAGAGGAAAAGGCCAAGGAUGAGCAGAGCGCUGUCUCCAUGUUGAAGAAGCACCAGAUUUUAGAACAAGCUGUGGAGGACUAUGCAGAGACUGUGCAUCAGCUCUCCAAGACCAGCCGGGCCCUGGUGGCCGACAGCCAUCCUGAAAGUGAACGCAUUAGCAUGCGGCAGUCCAAAGUGGAUAAACUGUACGCUGGUCUGAAAGACCUUGCUGAAGAGAGGAGAGGCAAGCUGGAUGAGAGACACAGGUUAUUCCAGCUCAACCGGGAGGUAGACGACCUGGAGCAGUGGAUCGCUGAGAGGGAGGUGGUCGCAGGGUCCCAUGAACUGGGACAGGACUAUGAGCAUGUCACGAUGUUACAAGAACGAUUCCGGGAAUUUGCCCGAGAUACUGGGAACAUUGGGCAGGAGCGCGUGGACACAGUCAAUCACAUGGCAGAUGAGCUCAUCAACUCUGGACAUUCGGAUGCCGCCACCAUCGCUGAAUGGAAGGAUGGCCUCAACGAAGCCUGGGCCGACCUCCUGGAGCUCAUUGACACAAGAACACAGAUUCUUGCCGCUUCCUAUGAACUGCACAAGUUUUACCAUGAUGCCAAGGAGAUCUUUGGGCGUAUACAGGACAAACACAAGAAACUCCCUGAGGAGCUUGGGAGAGAUCAGAACACAGUGGAGACCUUACAGAGAAUGCACACUACAUUUGAGCAUGACAUCCAGGCUUUGGGCACACAGGUGAGGCAGCUGCAGGAGGACGCAGCCCGCCUCCAGGCAGCCUAUGCGGGUGACAAGGCCGACGACAUCCAGAAGCGCGAGAACGAGGUCUUGGAAGCCUGGAAGUCCCUGUUGGAUGCCUGUGAGAGCCGCAGGGUGCGGCUGGUGGACACGGGGGACAAGUUCCGCUUCUUCAGCAUGGUGCGCGACCUCAUGCUCUGGAUGGAGGAUGUCAUCCGGCAGAUCGAGGCCCAGGAGAAGCCAAGGGAUGUGUCAUCUGUUGAACUCUUAAUGAAUAAUCAUCAAGGCAUCAAAGCUGAAAUUGACGCACGUAAUGACAGUUUCACAACCUGCAUUGAACUUGGGAAAUCCCUGUUGGCGAGAAAACACUAUGCAUCUGAGGAGAUCAAGGAAAAGUUACUGCAGUUGACAGAAAAGAGGAAAGAAAUGAUCGACAAGUGGGAAGACCGAUGGGAAUGGUUAAGACUGAUUCUGGAGGUCCAUCAGUUCUCAAGAGACGCCAGUGUGGCCGAGGCCUGGCUGCUUGGACAGGAGCCGUACCUAUCCAGCCGAGAGAUAGGCCAGAGCGUGGACGAGGUGGAGAAGCUCAUCAAGCGCCAUGAGGCAUUUGAAAAGUCUGCAGCAACCUGGGAUGAGAGGUUCUCCGCCCUGGAAAGGCUGACUACAUUGGAGUUACUGGAAGUGCGCAGACAGCAAGAGGAAGAGGAGAGGAAGAGGCGGCCGCCUUCUCCUGAGCCGAGCACGAAGGUUUCAGAGGAAGCUGAGUCCCAGCAGCAGUGGGAUACUUCAAAAGGAGAACAAGUUUCCCAAAACGGUUUGCCGGCUGAACAGGGAUCUCCACGGAUGGCAGAUACGGUGGAUACAAGUGAAAUGGUCAACGGCGCUACAGAACAGAGGACAAGCUCUAAAGAGUCCAGCCCCAUCCCCUCCCCGACCUCUGACCGCAAAGCCAAGACUGCCCUCCCAGCCCAGAGUGCUGCCACCUUACCAGCCAGAACCCAGGAGACGCCUUCGGCCCAGAUGGAAGGCUUCCUCAAUCGGAAGCACGAGUGGGAGGCCCACAAUAAGAAAGCCUCAAGCAGGUCCUGGCACAAUGUUUAUUGUGUCAUAAAUAACCAAGAAAUGGGUUUCUACAAAGAUGCAAAGACUGCUGCUUCUGGAAUUCCCUACCACAGUGAGGUUCCUGUGAGUUUGAAAGAAGCUGUCUGCGAAGUAGCCCUUGAUUACAAAAAGAAGAAACACGUAUUCAAGCUAAGACUAAAUGAUGGCAAUGAGUACCUCUUCCAAGCCAAAGACGAUGAGGAAAUGAACACAUGGAUUCAGGCCAUCUCUUCCGCCAUCUCCUCUGAUAAACAUGAGGUGUCCGCCAGCACCCAGAGCACGCCAGCAUCCAGCCGGGCGCAGACCCUCCCCACCAGCGUCGUCACCAUCACCAGCGAGUCCAGUCCCGGCAAGCGGGAGAAGGACAAAGAGAAAGACAAAGAGAAGCGGUUCAGCCUUUUUGGCAAAAAGAAAUGAACUCCUUUCCUUUACCUCCUGCCCUUCUCUUACCUUUUCAGUGAAAUUCCAGCAUGCAAGCUCAGAACCAACACAUUACUCUCUGUGCCUAAUGUUCCUCAAUGUGUUUGAUUUUUUUUUUUUUUUUUUUAAUUUAUAGAGCAUUUCUGGGGGGUGGGGGAAACAUACCUAAAUACUUUAUCUCCAAGUUACAAAAGUUUGAGGUGCAGAGGGAAGGCCAGAUUUUUUUUAAAUGAAAUUAUAUAGAUUAGAUCUCAAUAUUUAAACUGUUCCUCAAUUUUGUGAGGCUGUGUUGGAAAUAACCCGCCUCUAGUGCUGUUGGUAUGCAAGGCAGCGGUGCUUAAACAAUAUUUCCCGUGCUCACCAGAGACAAAACGUACCAAUAUCCUGACACCGUUCUCUCUCCAUUUACUUCCGGUGGUUACCCUGAGUCUUGACUAUUAGAAGUGCCCUCGAUGGGUCUAACCUUUAUAAAACAGAUCACAUAUUAUGAUCUCGCUGCAGCCACAGUGCAGCUCCACAUUAACACUACAGACCAAACCAUUUGUAUCUGGCAUCACUUACUAACACACGACAUGCAGCUUUUCUGCAUCAACUGCUACGACGGUUAAGAAUGUCAGUAUACAAGAAGGAAGAGAAAACUGAUACUGUUUUAAAUAAUCUGUAAUUUCAAUUUUUUUUUUUUUUUGCUGAAAUACAUUAUAUUGUAUGUUUGAGAUAAUUCUAGUACAAAGUAUAAUAAAACUAGAUGUAUAAUAAACCCUUUAAAUCAUUGGUAAGUGUACAAGUGGUGGAACUGAAGCAUUUACUGGACAAAGUAAUGUUACUCUAAUGGUUACUUGCUCGUGCGUUGCCACACUGUUUUAUAAUUUGCUUCAUUUCCUUGCUAUUUGAUACAUAGUGUGCAUUUCUCUGUCACUGUAACUAUUGUAAUGACAAAUUUUCAUCUUACUGCACAAUCAAAAUGACAUUGAUAGGAAUGAACUCCAGAGGCUGGGCCUGAACAGGGAGGUGGUCGCUCAGGCCUGGUGCUCAGUCGUACGACCUGUACCUCUCAACUUUUGCCCUAUCUGUUAAAUAUAUGCUAUGUCAUUAAAUGCUUUUAAAUCUA
Saimiri boliviensis boliviensis (Bolivian squirrel monkey) is the source of this 9240-nucleotide messenger RNA. It is a transcript of the gene SPTBN1, whose product is annotated as spectrin beta, non-erythrocytic 1. NCBI's taxonomy places the organism in Eukaryota, Metazoa, Chordata, Mammalia, Primates, Cebidae. Gene Ontology annotation, cellular component: spectrin. Gene Ontology annotation, molecular function: structural constituent of cytoskeleton; phospholipid binding; actin binding. The record is from RefSeq and is a predicted model, not a curated record.